AUGGAAUGCGCCAUAGCUAAUGGCCGCAGAAUCAAAAAUCCUCUGGCACAUCUGACCAACGAGGAGGUAAUCAAGGAUGUGCAGGACUUUACGAGGACCAGCGGGAUGGAGGACCUGACGCCCAUGAUAGUGAAGGGAGCACUUGUGGCGAAAGAUCCUCCAGCAUUCGAAACCGUCCCGGGUUUGACCGAGGAUGAAAAGGAAGCCAUCAGAAACGAGGUGUUGCACAAAUGGAGGCAGCCCAAGGCGCUUUACUUCACCAUCAUCCUUUGCUCCAUUGGCGCAGCCGUGCAAGGUUGGGAUCAGACCGGCUCCAACGGUGCCAAUCUUUCGUUCCCAGACGCUCUAGGUAUCCCAAUCUCGGACACGUUGGCUGAUGGAUCGCCAAAUCCCCACGCCUCUCGAAACCAAUGGUACCAAGGACUAGUCAACGCUGGCCCCUACAUUGCUUCCGCUUUCCUUGGCUGCUGGUGCUCUGAUCCCCUAAACAACUUCUUUGGCCGUCGCGGAACAAUCUUCGUUUCCGCCGUUUUCUGUUUCUUAACUCCAAUUGGCAGUGCCGUUGCCCAGACCUGGGAACAAUUGCUGGUCACCCGACUCUUGCUUGGUAUUGGUAUGGGUUGUAAAGGCUCGACUGUUCCCAUCUUCAGCGCCGAAAAUGCCCCGGCCGCUGUGCGAGGAGGCCUGGUCAUGUGUUGGCAAAUGUGGACGGCUUUCGGUAUUUUCUUAGGCACUUGCGCCAACCUUGCCGUGGAAGACACGGGCAAGAUCUCGUGGCGACUUCAAUUUGGGUCUGCCUUCAUUCCGGCUGUGCCCCUUCUGGUCGGAAUCUACUUCUGUCCAGAAUCACCCCGUUGGUAUAUCAAGAAGGGCAUGUAUACCAAGGCGUUCAAGUCUCUCAAGAGACUUCGCAACACUGAACUCCAGGCCGCGCGCGACUUGUAUUACAUCUAUGCUCAACUGCGUAUGGAAGCCGCUUUAGUCAACAAACAAAGCAACUAUAUCACUCGCUUCAUUCAACUGUUCACCAUCCCGAGAGUUCGGCGUGCCACGUUGGCCUCUUUCACUGUCAUGAUCGCCCAGCAGAUGUGCGGAAUAAACAUUAUCGCGUUCUACAGUUCCACUGUCUUCUCCGAGGCUGGAGCCUCCGACACAAACUCGCUCCUGGCCUCUUGGGGCUUUGGUCUGGUGAACUUCGUGUUUGCGUGGCCAGCCAUCUGGACCAUUGACACCUUUGGUCGUCGCUCUCUCCUGCUGUUCACCUUCCCACAGAUGGCUUGGACGUUGCUUGCCGCCGGCUUAUGCUACUUGAUACCGGAAUCGAGCUCGGCUCACUUGGGUUUGGUGGCCUUGUUCAUCUAUCUGUUUGCCGCAUUCUACUCCCCGGGCGAAGGCCCAGUCCCUUUCACGUACUCGGCCGAAGUCUUCCCACUCUCCCAUCGUGAGGUUGGUAUGGCCUGGGCCGUAGCGACAUGCCUGUUCUGGGCCGCCGUGCUUUCCAUCACUUUCCCGCGCAUGCUUGCCGCCAUGACUCCCACGGGAGCGUUCGGAUUCUAUGCCGGCUUGAACAUUUGCGCCUUGGUCAUGAUCUUCCUGUGGCUCCCGGAGACCAAACAGCGCACGCUGGAGGAACUCGAUUAUAUCUUCGCCAUCCCCACUAGAACGUUCAUGAAGCACCAGGUCGGCACCGUCCUGCCAUGGUGGAUCAAGACGACCAUCUUCCGCCGCAAGAUCGGCCCAUGUCCGGCUCUGUGGUCGUUCGACGGCCAUGUCGACAACGACAAGGAGUUUGUCGAGACGAUUCGACGACAAAGCAUGGCCAUGGCCGGUGGACGCCGUCGAAGCAGCAUUGCGGAUAGGAUUGUCAACAGAUUCUGA
Messenger RNA from Exophiala dermatitidis NIH/UT8656, 1878 nucleotides. RefSeq names its product MFS transporter, SP family, sugar:H+ symporter. Gene Ontology annotation, molecular function: myo-inositol:proton symporter activity. Lineage: Eukaryota; Fungi; Ascomycota; Eurotiomycetes; Chaetothyriales; Herpotrichiellaceae. Gene Ontology annotation, biological process: transmembrane transport. The record is from RefSeq and is a predicted model, not a curated record. The transcript is spliced from 7 exons. Bases 1 to 1878 code for a protein of 625 amino acids. Gene Ontology annotation, cellular component: membrane.